Leptopilina heterotoma is the source of this 3220-nucleotide messenger RNA. Its product is annotated as probable sodium/potassium/calcium exchanger CG1090. Gene Ontology annotation, biological process: calcium ion transmembrane transport; intracellular calcium ion homeostasis. Gene Ontology annotation, cellular component: membrane. Bases 399 to 2474 code for a protein of 691 amino acids. Gene Ontology annotation, molecular function: calcium channel activity; calcium, potassium:sodium antiporter activity. The record is from RefSeq and is a predicted model, not a curated record. Lineage: Eukaryota; Metazoa; Arthropoda; Insecta; Hymenoptera; Figitidae. The transcript has 9 exons.
GUAAGAGAGAGCACCGGCCGUCAGAUCGGGGGCUGAGAUUCGUGGUGUGCGGGGGUGGCUAUCCGUACAACGAACAAGGGUUCCACGAAAAAGCUUUCAGUUACGCAAAAGUGGUGGGCUCGUUCGAUACCGAAAAUUCUCUCUUUCUCUCCUUUUUCUCAUCCCUCUCUUGUUCCACGAAAAAAAAAAUUUAGUGCCGUUCAAAAAAAUCCCCCCUUAAAUACAACUUUUCGAUAUCACUGCCAGAAUUUUUUUUUUGGUUCUUUAAAAUACGAAAUGGAAAUUUUAAAAGUGAGAGAUGUGAGGUUUUUCAAGUGAUCAAAAAAACACAGUGCUCUUGUUUUUUGAAAUUCAUUUCCAAUAAAGGGAAUCAAGAAUUGUGAGGAUAUCAAUGCGGCAUGUCUUCCGUGGUGAUCGCCGAAAAGUCGCAUUUCACGAGGCACAGAACGCGACGUCUCACACGUCGUGAAAAAUGGCCCCUACAUCUGGCAUUUAUUCUCAUUUAUUUUUUAAUUCAUUUGAUUUCAUCAUCGACAACAUCGCCAUUAAACGUUGGGAAUUUAGUUUCAAAUACAACGACAAUAUCGUCAACAAUGGAAACGGCGAUAAAAUCGUCCCAGUUAAAUUCCAAUCAGUUUGAAAAUGAAAAGGACAAAAACAAUGACAAGAAUAAAGGAUUACCCCCUCAGGAUCAAGUGAAGGAAAAUAAUUUUAAUGAAAAUACAAAGUCACCGGAGAGCGAAAAAGAAAAUGAAACAAAAGAAAGUGAAAAGACAAGCAAGGAUAAUGUGAUAGACGAUAAAACAAUGGGAAAAGAAAAUACGGAGCCUGAUCGUAAGGAUGAAGAUGAGAAGAGCGAUGGGAAUGAGAAGAUUUCAGGAAAAAUUCCAAAUUCAACAAGUGAACCUUCAAUUAUAUCAACGACAAGUAUACCUGAACAUUCGACAGUGAGGCCUAAAAGAAUAAAUUGUUCAGCGCCAGCCAUCGAACAAUUUCCGAGACCAUUGAUGGGCCCCAGUGCCAGGAAACAUGGUGGUCUUAUCAUUCACAUAUUAGUCGCAGCCUAUACUUUUCUUGGUCUUGCCAUAGUCUGUGAUGAUUACUUCGUAUCCAGCCUCGACAGGAUUUGCGAGAGACUAAGAUUAUCACCAGACGUGGCAGGGGCAACAUUCAUGGCUGCAGGAUCGUCUGCACCAGAAUUGGCAACCGUUGUAAUAGGAGUCUUCUUUGCGCAAGACGAUAUUGGCGUGAGUGGAGUCAUCGGAAGCGCAGUAUUCAACAUAAUGUUUGUAAUAUCCAUCUGUGGCUUGUGCACAACAACAGUAUCUAAAUUAAAUUGGUGGCCCCUUUGUCGUGACUCGUUCUUCUACGCUGUUUCCAUUUUAGUUAUGCUCGGCACAAUAUCCAACGAGAUAAUUUCAUGGCCUGAAGCGCUUUUCAUGCUUAUCAUGUACGUUGUUUAUUGCGUCACUUUGUCGUAUAAUGCAUCGUUGGAACGUUGGGCAAAAUCCUAUGAUCUUCCAUUCCUACCGAAAGAUGAAGAGCCAGCAGAACAGAGCGCAUUAGUUACAUAUAAAUCCUUACAAGAGGAGAGAGUUUCAUACACUGCGCCCAGUUCUCCAACACCGGUUGAUCCAUGGAAAAAUCCAGUUGAUAAUGUACUGAAUGCUUGGGAUGAUCCUCAACAACAGGAACAGCAAAUGCAACAGCAGCAACCUAUUCAGCAACAACCACAACCUCAACAACAGCAGCAACAACAACAAGCACAACCGGCGGCGCCAAUUGCAGCGAAACCGCAAUAUUACAAGGCGAAGGAAUACGAUCCAAAUGAAGUUUCACCAUUGGAGAAACCAGUUGAUGGUACACGAUUUCAAAUUUUCUCCUGGGCACUCGUCUAUCCGAUUCACUAUAUGUGUCGAUUUACAAUGCCCGAUGUCAGACAGGAGAAGUAUAAGAGAUUGUAUCCCUAUACAUUCUUCAUGUCAAUGAUGUGGAUCAGCUUUUACAGCUAUAUUAUGGUGUGGAUGAUAACAAUAAUAGGUAGCACACUUGGAAUUCCUGACACUGUUAUGGGUCUGACUUUCGUCGCGGCAGGUGUAAGCGUACCUGAUGCACUUUCUUCACUGGCUGUUAUCAAAGAGGGCCUCGGCGAUAUGGCCGUCAGCAAUGCAGUCGGGAGUAAUGUCUUCGAUAUUUUAGUUUGCCUCGGUCUUCCGUGGUUCAUUCAGACUGCAAUUAUUAAACCCGGCUCACACGUUAAUGUCACCAGCAGAGGUCUGACCUAUUCGACCCUUUCUCUACUUUCGACAGUCAUAUUUUUGGUAUUAGCGACACACAUGAAUGGCUGGAAAUUAGAUCGACGUUACGGUAUUGUACUGAUGGUUUGGUACUUGAUAUUCAUUGUGUUCGCUUCAUUGUACGAAUUGAAUGUUUUCGGACAAAUGAAUCCACCAGCAUGUCCAAGUAUAUAUUAAAAUUUUUUCAUUCGAAUAUUUUUUUUAAUCUCAAUUAAUUUUUAAACGAUAAAAUAUUUGCAUCAUUCAGACGAAAUUUAUUGUAUUCUUAUUGAAAGUAAUAGUUCGCAACAAAAAAGAAGAAGAGGAAGAAAUGAAAAAGAAAGAAAUGGAAGAAAGAAAGAAAUAGAAGAAGAAAAGAAAAAUAAUGAAAGAAAAGAAAAGAGGAGAAAAAAAGAAAAUUAAAAAAAUAGAAGAGAAGAAGAAGAGGAAAACUGUAUUAAUUAUUAACGAGGAAAAAUAGAAAAUAGAAUUUGAGACAUAAUUGCAAGUAGAGGAAGAUUUUUAAUAUCAGAAAGACGGCUAAAGGAAAUAAAAGUAGAAAAAUAGAAGUAAACGAAAAAUUAGAACAAGUUAAUGAAAAGUGAUUUGAAACUAAAAAGGAUUUUAACAUUUCCAUAUUGCAGAUGAAGAAUAAAAGUAGAAAACAAAAGAAAAGAGAAUAUGGAAAGAAGAAAAAAAUAAAAAAAGAAGCGAAGAAAUAUCUAAAAAAACUGAAGAAAGAGAACAAAAAUAUAACAACCUUUGGAAAGAAGAAAGGAAAACAAUUUCAUUAAAAAAAGGAUAAACUAACCAAAGAAGAGGUACAAAUAGAAGAAAAUGCAACAGGCAAAAAAGAACAAAAAAAAUAGAAGAAUACAAAAGAAGAAAAAUAGAAGAGGAAAUAAUUUCAUUCUAGAAGCUGGGAAACAACCAAAGAAAAAGAA